UGAAACAUCACCUAAAAGGAAAAACAAGUUUAAAUCCAUCUUCAGUGGACCAUUUUGAAUAUGUUGAAGCUCAGCGGCUGUACAUUCAAAGCUUUAGGGAGCGAGUGGCGAUCGACCAGGAGGUUACCAUUGCAGACGCCAUACGAUUUUAUUCCGAUAUUAACGACGAAUUGCUGAAAUGGGUCGGAAUAAGUGUGAACGAGGCAAAAGAUGUUGGGAAUUGGAAAACGCUGGUUGCCUACCAUAUGUUAGUGUUAAGCAAAGAACAAACUGGAAUGGAGAGAACCUUGGGAUCUUCUUAUUUUGCAGCUGGCGGACUUGACAGGAAGGGCCAUCUUUCAUACGAGAGAAGGAAACAGAUGGGCGCGACAUAUUUGAAGACAUGCACAGAAUAUAAUCCCGUCGUUGCCUCUCGAAUUGAGCACAAAUUCCCGAAAACUAAAGUUGCUAUAGCAUCCAUGAGAGAGGACAUAACAUUAAACAAUAUUACUGGACCGUCUGCACAAAAGGGGAGAUACUGGUUCCUGAACAUGACCAAGUUGAUCACGUUUAUGGGAACCAUUCAAGAUGAUAUGGCACACGAGAUAGUGGUGACAUUACGGAAAGAAGCGAAAGACUCUAUCACUACAAUAGUCGUCAACGUUCUCGUUUUGACUGGAGUUUGCAUUCUUUGUCCGACUGUUCUGUUUUUUAUUCAAAAAGUGACAGCUGACAUCCAGAACACCGCCUCUGUUUUAAAAGAGCAAACAAAAGAUCUAAUCGCAGAGAAGAGAGUUACAGACUUUCUCAUGUGUCAAUGGCUACCAAGAACUGUCGCUGAUCAAUUGAAGAACCACCUGCCCAUCAAGCCUGAAAGUUUCGACCAUUGUACGAUUUACUUUGGUACAGUUGUUGGUUUUAAACAUAUUGCUGCCCAAAUUACACCUCGACAGGUGAUAGCCUUGCUGAAUAACUUGCAUCGGACGUUGGACGCAAGGAUGGAACUGUAUGAUGUCUAUAAGGUAGAAACGAUGGAGGAUGCAUCAUGUAUGGUAGCAUCUGGAGUCCCAAGGCGUAAUGGCGUCAACCAUGUGACGGAGAUAGCUACCAUGGCACUGGAUUUAGUUAGCGCUGUUGCUAAAAAAGAUGUGCCACAUAUGGUGGACAGUCGUCUUGAACUUAGAAGUGGAUUUCAUUCAGGCGUAUGUGUUGCUGGAUUGGUUGGCUUCAAGAUGCCGCGCUACUGUUUGUUUGGGGAUACCGUCAGAACUGCGUCCAUCAUGGAGUCCACUGGAAUGGCUUCUGAGAUUCAGAUUAGUGAAGCAGCGUUCAUUCUCUUGAGGUCCAACAACAUGUAUGUAAUGAAAAAGAGGGAAGAAACGAAUUCCAAGGGAUCGCAGCAAACAACAUGGUGGCUGAUUUCGAAAGAGGGAUUUGUCAGUGAAGAACAAAUUGUUACUUCGUUUAGUAGCUUCCCCGACUUGCUUCAACAGGUGAAAGAUUGAUCGGGUAAUAGAGUUUGGUGGUCAAUUGCCAUUUUUGAAGGGCAGAUGUAUUUUUGUAAUGAUGAAUGACAGUACUCCCAAGAGCCACCAGAAUUUUGUAUAGUUAGUUAUAUAGAAAUUGAGCAAGGAUUUGUGAACUCUAAUUGUUGUUCACUUUGAAGAGAGUUCACAAAACACUGAUCGCUGUCUCAACAAGAGAUAAUACAAUACGUAUGGAUGACAAUAAUGAACUAAUUUAUUGCAUUGAAAAAGCCAAAAUUCAAGGGACACACAAGAGCCAUCUAGAAAAAUAACCAGAUACAUGACUGUAUGGUAUGGCACUGAUGAGAUCAGAUAUAGAUAAAUAAUUGUACAGUUGAUCUAGAUUCAGUCACAAUGGACUGGAGCUAAAUGCAUGAUAUGUUAAAUAAAAAUUGGAUGGAGAGAGGGGAGCAAGCAAUUUCUGCUAGAAUUUCCGAUCACCGAGUCAGUGUGCUUUAAAUAAUUUGAAGUUCAUCGUGUAAUAUUAGAGAGCUUUUGAUAUAGGUUUUCAGCAGUUCUUUGCAACUAGCUCCAACUUUUACUGGGGAGGAAACUUAUAUCGAAAGCUUUCUAGUAACAGUUAGCUUGUUAAACGUUAGUUAAGAUGACACGUGUACAAUAUUUUACGAUUACAUGUAUAUUGUAUAAUUUGUUGCUCUAUAUACUCUAGAUACUAUUGUAUACUCAAUAUGCCAUAUUGUAUACUGUUGUAUACUCAAAGUGCCCUAAAAUAACAAGUUACAAGUAAUACAUUGUGCUUUAGCUUUUGAAAUGUAAAAUGAAAUAAAUGAUAAUGAA
Messenger RNA from Owenia fusiformis, 2303 nucleotides. Lineage: Eukaryota; Metazoa; Annelida; Polychaeta; Sabellida; Oweniidae. The record is from the annotation of a GenBank genome assembly.